Fraxinus pennsylvanica is the source of this 393-nucleotide messenger RNA. NCBI's taxonomy places the organism in Eukaryota, Viridiplantae, Streptophyta, Magnoliopsida, Lamiales, Oleaceae. The record is from the annotation of a GenBank genome assembly.
AUGACACGGAGCAAUGUGAAGAUGCUCCUAAGGCAUUUUCAAGUUGAUACUCUUCCUCGGAUUCAAAGGAUGCAACAAAAAGAGCAAGUUUUCCAAAGGCAUCUUUUAAGGGUAAUGAGAAUAGUGGAGGCUCUGGAGGGUAAAGGUUACCGGUUACCACUAAUGAAAGGAGAAGCUAAAUUGGAGGAGAAAUUGGCUGCAAUAACUCGACAGUUAAAAGGACCUGGAGCGGAACUUUCUCGAAGGGUCCAAAAUCUGCUCGCUAUUUCUCAAGUUCAAGGAAAUGGCCUUAAUGGUGGCUCUCUUUAUCUUCCAGGAGCAACUAACAUCCACGAACAAAGUCUUGCUGACAUGCAAGUGGUAUUGUUUCGCGUGGAAAUCGAGCAUCUCUAA